This is a messenger RNA of Prosopis cineraria, 1816 nucleotides long. Its product is annotated as 7-deoxyloganetin glucosyltransferase-like. The record is from RefSeq and is a predicted model, not a curated record. Lineage: Eukaryota; Viridiplantae; Streptophyta; Magnoliopsida; Fabales; Fabaceae. The coding region runs from base 16 to 1611 and encodes 531 amino acids. Gene Ontology annotation, molecular function: UDP-glycosyltransferase activity. The transcript has 2 exons.
AUAAAUAACCAGACGAUGAGGCAUGAACAAGCUCAUACUCCCACGGCUCUUGGUAGCCAAGAAAUCAGUGAGAUAAGAGACUCACAUACGCACACUCUCUUACUAACUAGGCACAACAGAGAGAGAGAGAGAGAGAUGGGUUCGAUAUGGGAAUCGAAGCCUCACGCCGUGAUGAUUCCAUAUCCAGCUCAAGGGCAUGUGAACCCAAUGAUGAAGCUAGCCAAGAUUCUUCACUCAAGAGGCUUCCACAUCACCUUCGUCAACUCUGAGUUCAACCACAAGCGCCUCCUCCGUAGCAGAGGUCCUCACGCCGUCGACGGCCUCCCGGACUUCCGUUACGAGACCAUCCCCGACGGCCUCCCUCCCUCCGACGCCGACGCCACCCAGCACAUCCCUUCUCUCUGCAAGUCCACCAGCACCACUUGCUUCGACCCCUUUCUCAAUCUUCUGCGUCGCCUUCAGACCUACGCCUCCGCCUGCCACGUCCCUCCGGUCACCUGUGUUGUCUCCGACGGCGUCAUGACCUUUGCCGUCAAAGCUGCCAAUGUUCUGGGAAUUCCCAGUGUGUUGUUUUGGACUGCAAGUGCAUGUGGCUUUGUUGGGUAUGCCCAGUAUCGCUAUCUGGUUGAUCAAGGCCUCGUUCCACUUAAAGAUGAGAGUGAUAUAACAAAUGGAUUCUUGGAGACCAAGGUGGAUUGGGUCCCAGGAAUCGACAACCUGAGAUUACGGGACAUCCCAAGCUUCAUCAGAACCACAGACCCAGACGACAUCAUGCUCAACUACUUCAUCGGAGAAGUCGAAACAGCUCACAAAGCUUCCAUCAUCGUCAUCAACACCUUCGACGAAUUCGAACAACGCCCUCUGCAAUAUCUCUCCUCCGUCUACGCUCCUCCGAUCUUCACCGUCGGUCCUCUCCCUCUCAUCCUAGAACAAACCCCUCAGAACCACCACAAGCUCAUGUCAUCCAUCGGUUCUAACCUCUGGAAAGAAGACACUCACUGCCUCCCAUGGCUCGAUUCUCAGGAACCCGGCUCCGUCUUCUACGUAAACUACGGCAGCAUCACCACCAUGACCUCUGACGAGCUCGCCGAGUUCGCGUGGGGCCUCGCCGACAGCAAGUGCCGUUUCCUGUGGGUGGUCCGACCGGACCUCGUCGACGAGGGCGGGUCGGUGAUAUCCUCAGAUGAGUUUAGGGAAGAGACUGAGGGAAGAGGGCUCAUAGUGAGCUGGUGCUCGCAGGAGGAGGUGCUGAACCACCCAGCGGUCGGAGGGUUUCUGACGCAUUGCGGAUGGAACUCCACGACAGAGAGUGUCUGCGCCGGGAAGCCGGUGGUUUGCUGGCCGUUUUUCGCGGAGCAACAGACGAACUGUCGGUAUGCGUGUGUGGAAUGGGGGACGGGGAUGGAGGUGGGGCCGGUGGUGAAGAGGGACGAGGUGAGGAGGAUGGUGGUGGAGGUGAUGGAGGGGUCGUCGGAGAAGGGUAAGGAGAUGAAGCAGAAGGCUUUGGAGUGGAAGAGGAAGGCAGAGGAAGCCACUAUGCCCGGUGGUUCUUCUCAUCGGAAUCUAGAAAAGGUGCUUGAGUUUGUGCUCAGGAACUUCAGGCCGACUUAAGGGAGUGUUUGUUUGUAACGUAACUUUUUACUUGAAUUAUUUGGCUCUCCAGGUUUUUCAAUCCUAACUUGUUCAAGUGUUCACAAAUUUGGCUUGUGUUUGUUGUACUUGUGGAUCAUUUUAUCUGGAGAGAAUAUUACAAACAUGUUAAUGACUUUAUGUCAUGUUGGUAUCUUUGAAUAAGAAGUUACGUUAUAUUUUUGUU